AAAACACCCUGUCGUAAAAAUCACCAUUGAGGUGUUGCUGAGAUACACAGUUAUAAAUAAAAAAAAAAAAAGAGCAACAAUAACAAUAAAAUAAUAAAAAAUCAGGAUUGAAUUAAAAGUGAUAAGUAAAUAAUGAUAUUGUGAAUUUAUUAAAAUCAUCAAUAUUUGUGUGCUAUUAUUAGGAUUACCAAAACUAUCGAUGAUCCAUACAUUGUCUUCCUGAUAUUACACUGUUGUUUGUGUUUAUUACAUAAAAAAAAAAAAAGCUAAAUUUGAUCUACAAUUAUUUAUUGAAAACAUGGCUGCAGCUGCAGCAGCCGCACUUCUUGAUGAAUUAAUGGGAAGAAAUAGAAAUGUUCUUCCAAAUGAAAAACCCAAAGAACUCAACUGGGAAGAUCCUGAGUUUUGCAAAUUGUAUCUUGUUAAAUUUUGUCCUCAUGAUUUAUUUGUAAAUACACGAGCUGAUCUUGGUGCUUGUACUCGUGUUCAUGAUGAUGAAGCACGUGAUUUAUUUGAAAAAGCUGUCAACUCAUACAGAAAACAGCAAUAUGAAGAUGAAUUUAUUAGAUUUUGUCAAAGUAUGCUUAAUGAAGUUGAAAGAAAAAUUGUCAAGGGUAAACAAAGACUGGCUUUAAUUGGUAAAGCUGAAGCUCCAGCAUUAAGUCCAGCUCAAACACAAAAAAAUGAAGAACAAAUAGCCCUAUUAACUGAAAAAAUCAAUAAACUAGUUGAAGAAGCUGAACAAAGUGGUAUUCAAGGCAAAGUUGAACAAGCACAAGGACUCAUGAGACUAUGUGAUUUGCUAAAAGAUGAACGUGAAACACUUAGGAAAUCGAAUGACAAUAGCCAUUAUUAUCAGACUGCAGAAUUGGCUGCAGCACAAGAAAAACAAAUGGAAGUUUGUGAUGUAUGUGGAGCAUUUCUUAUUGUUGGUGACGCCCAGCAACGUAUUGAUGAUCAUUUAAUGGGUAAACAACAUGUUGGUUAUGCUAGAUUAAAAAGUGCCCUAGAUGAAAUAAUGGCUAGAAGAGAAAAAGCUCGUGAUGAAAAAGAGCAAAGAAGAGAUGAAGAAAGAAAACAAAGAACUCGUGCUAAUGAUGAAAAUGAUAGAAAAAGAAGAGAUGUUGGUGAUAGAGAUAGAGAAAGAGAUAGAGAUCGGGAACGUGAACGUGGAAGAGAUAGAAAUAGAGAACGUGAAAGAGAUAGAGAUAAUGAUAAACGUCCAAGACGUGAUGAUGAUAAAAAUCGUCAUGAUACACACAGAAAUUCUCAUAAAAGUCGUAGUAAAUCACGUGAACGUAAUGAUCGUCAUAGAGAAGAUGAAAAUCACAGACGUCAUAACAGAGAUAAAUUUAAUCGUGAUCAUCAUCGAAUUUCAAAUAACCAUGGACGUCGACGUAAUCGAUCAACAAGUCGAAGUCACAAAUAACACGUUUCUCGAUUGGUUAGUGAGUGAGAAAACAAUUCAGGUAUGCACUAAGUAUAUAAAUAAAAUAAUUAAAAAGUGUCAAAUUAUAUACAGGUUUUUUAAUAACAAGGUAAGGUCAUCAUUAGUAUGCACAUAAACUAUUUUUUUUUUCAUUUUUUUUUCUUUAUCAGUGAACAAACAAUAACAUGAAAAAUGAAGAAAUUAUGAAUUUUUAAAAUUAACAAUACAUGCGAUAAACAUCGAAACGCGAUUCCUCCUUCGUCGCAAAUAAUAAAUAAUAAAUAAAUAAUUAUUAAUAUAAUAUUUCGGAUAUUUUUAAUUAAUAAUAAACAUAACAAUUAUAAUAAAUAAUUAUAUAUUAUUUUGUAUUAAUUAAAAAAUAAUUACACAGAGCAAGGUGGGAGAAGGUAUACCUGCACUUGCUUUGAUUUAAAUUAGAAAAAAUAAGAAAUUAAGAAAUAAAAAUAGUUUAAACACAUUAUAAAUUUAUUUAAAUUAUCAUUUAAUACAACAACAACAACAGCAACAAGUGUAUUCCAUAUAGUUUUUUUUUUUUGUUAUUACGAUUUUUAUUUUUAUAUAUUGAGUAAGUAAAUUAAAGUGGUUUAGUGAAGGAUACAGUGCCAAAACUACCUGUCGCAUCUGCCAUGACAAUGCCCUGUGUGACUGACAAUACAAUCCUAGCUUCUGCCACGCAUUGAAUUGAGGUAUUUAUAUCGGAAUGAUGAUACCAAACCAGAAAAAAAUAUAA
Aphidius gifuensis is the source of this 2180-nucleotide messenger RNA. RefSeq names its product luc7-like protein 3. Gene Ontology annotation, molecular function: mRNA binding. NCBI's taxonomy places the organism in Eukaryota, Metazoa, Arthropoda, Insecta, Hymenoptera, Braconidae. The transcript has 7 exons. The coding region runs from base 299 to 1429 and encodes 376 amino acids. The record is from RefSeq and is a predicted model, not a curated record. Gene Ontology annotation, cellular component: U2-type prespliceosome; U1 snRNP. Gene Ontology annotation, biological process: mRNA splice site recognition.